CACCUCCUUGAUAUCAGCAGAGGGGCCCCUUUUUGUAGUUCCGCCACCCUCAGAAGUUCAGGGGUAGCGAUGGCCCAAGAGAGGGCAUUCUUUGUGGCGGCCCCUAAGUUGUGGAACUCCCUCCCCACAGAGAUACUCCUGGCAAUUUCACUGUACAGUUGUAGGCGAAUGCUGAACAUGCACCUCUUUACCCUGGCCUUUCACAUCUGAGACACAUAUUUUUAAGAACCACCCUAUUUUAUCAUGUUAGGUUGGUUUUAAUUGUUUAUCAUGGCUUUGAAAAAAUUGUUAUAACCCGCCCUGGCACCUCUGGAUGAAGGGUGGGUAAUAAUAAUAAUAAUAAUAAUAAUAAUAAUAAUAAUACGACUGACAGCCUAGUUUUCUUUUUUCCUCUGGUGCAUCUAAUUUGUUAAGGCCAGGCUUGAGAGUUGAUUCUAGGUAUUGAAUCAGAACAUUGAUCCAUCUUGCUUAGUAUUGUGUCUACACUGACUGGUAAUUUUAGAAAGGGGUCACUCCCAGACCUACCUGGAGAUGCUAGGGAUUGAACCUAGGACCUUCUGCAUGCAAAGCAGAUGCUCUACCAUUGAACUGUGACGCUUCCCCAACAAAGCAAAGUCUCCAAAAGAUAAUAAGCAUUUGUAUUAGUGAUAUUUAUUAUGAACAUUUCUUACAUUCACAUCAGGCUCAUGUAAUCCCUUGCAGGUUCUUACGGGCCAAAAAUGAAAUGAAUUUGCAAAGAUUCCAUGAAUAACUUGUGAACUUUUUUUUUUCAUAAAAAACACAUAACAUUAAGUAUAACACAGUUUUAUAUGGUUCUCAGUUUCCAAAUACUUAAAAGAUCCUUGUCCAUGUGUCCUUUCUCUUGUUUUUGGCAAAAUAUCUUUGCAAUCAACUGAAAAGUUCUUUUUCUUAAUCUUCAGGAGAUGAAUAGCUUUAUCCUGCUGCUCUGAACCACUGCAGCUUAAGCUAGGCCCAGAAAGUCCAUAGAUUCAGCAAGGCCCUAUGAUUAAAGAAUACAUAUACAAAUAACCACCAUUCAAAUAUAUGUAUACUCCUCAUACCCUUCCCUACUUCUGUACAAUACAGAUAUAUAUAUGUAUAUCUGUACUGGGGUUAAAGACCAACUAAAUAAUAGCUUCCCUAGCAGCCAUACCCAGGACCAACUUUUCUGCUACACAAUAGCUUUCUUCUUCAAACAGGGUUUUUCUGCUAUGAAACCCCACCCACAAGACUGAACCAACUAAAACAAGAUUGUAACAGGGUUACACUCGUGCCCACCCCCAUUUUCCAACUGGCUUAAAGAGAUUUCUCAGAGAGAGAAAAUGAAAACUACCCUAAAUCAUCAUCAUCAUCGUUUUUAUUUCUCCCCCCCCCCAAGCCCACCUACAGCAGGGCUUGUGGCUAUAGCACUACCACGCUGCUCUGUCUCCUUUUUGAAGGAGAAAUCUAAGGGAGUAGACAUUAAGUAACUUGUACAAAGAUGUGAUCAUGGCUUGUCAGCAAUUAUUGACUUCUUCCCAUGAACUUCUCUAUACUGCUCUGCCAAAUUAUGUACAAAACCGUUUACAUGAUCACUUCCAUAUGAGCUUUUAGCAUAAGUCACUCCUGAUGGGGACUGGUGAGAUUUAUUGCUAUUUUAUUUUUUUUAAAAAAAUCUGGUUCCCCUUCCCAAGCCAAGUGCUUGCUGUCUUGCCACUGUCAAAGGUGCAGUUUGUGGUGAUGGGGGUAAGGCCUUUUUGGUAGUGUUGCCUGGACUGUGAAACUCUCCCCCACCUCCAGCGCCCCCUGAAAUUUGCUUGUCCACCAUUCUACAAGUUUUUAUAGAUAAUCUCUAAAGACUGUUUGAUUUCAUCAGGAUUUUAGUCUUGGGCAAUUAGUUGUUGCCCUGGUUUUCUGUUGUAUUUUUGAAUGCUACUUAGCAUCAGCUAUUUGUUAUUGUUUGGGCAGCAGUACUAAAUAAACUUAACAAAUGGGACUUACUUCCUAGUAAACAUGCAUAGGAUUGAACUGUCAAUCUUGUUUAUUUCAUGUGAAGGCCUUUGGGUGGAAAAACAGCUGGUAAAAUACAAUUUUUAAAGUACCCAGGGAUUUGUUUGUUCAAUAUUGCACUAUGCUGGUAUAUUAUACACUUCAAGUGGGAGAUAAUACCGCUUCAUGGCUACCAAAAAGUACCAUGGACUAUUCCUCUGUAACUGAUGAGAGCAAAGAUUUUUUUCCCCAAACAGGAACUAGGCAACAAGGCAGUUCUGAGGGGGGAAAAUAUGUGUACAGAAGUGGACCAAGAGUAAGACUCUUGUGUUUUUUGUGAAAUGAAAUCUAUAACUUGGAAAGCAGGAGCCAGUGAUAAUUAUUUUGUUUCAUUCUGUGUUUCUUUAAACCACAAAAUCCAUUCCAUUUCAACAAUCAGAGCAAUGACUUGACUGAGAAUAUAAUUUCCUCAGCAGUGUGUACUGUCUGUAUUAAAAGGCCUAUAAAAACUUUUUUAAAAAAUGAAGUAAUAUACCAUCACAAAUUUACAAGCAUUGCUAUAGCACCUUGACAGGGGACAGGACUGAACAGAGAUUUUUAAUAUGAGCAUGCAGAUAAUAAACUUUUUUAAUUUAGAUUUUUUAGCCUGCUCUUCAUCCACUCUAGAGAAUCCUACUAUGAGACAACAUGUUGGGAAAGCAAAAUCACAAGCCAGUGUGGUGCUGCAAUUAGGAUGUUGGGUAGGACUGGGGAGACUCAGGUUCAAAUCCUCACUGAUUCAGCUAUUAGGUGAUCUUGGGCCAGUCACCAUCUCUCAGCCUAGCUUACCUCACACGAGUUUUGUGAAGAUAAAAUGGGGAAAAGAAGAACUUUGCAUGCUAUCUUGAGCUCCUUGCAUGGAAGUCAGGAUAUCAGUGUAAUAAAUGAAUACAUAAAUGUGAUGACCUUGAUAGUCUUGGGCUCUCCUUCUAGUUUUAAGAUUGUGUGCAUCCAGUCUCCAUUGUUACAUUCAGAUCUACUCUAGCUAUAUCUAGAAGAUCAUAGUAAGACAUUGGCUAUUGAAUUUUUCCAUCGUGGAUUGGCCAUACCCUGUAACUAUCUGACAUAUAUUUUUGUAUUCUUUUCUAUCCAUUUCCAUAUUAAAUGUUCUAUUGUUCAAAUGUUCUUUACUGUGGGUUGUAUAAAAUUGUUAUAUGAAUGCAGAAGGCAGCUCAUGCAAUUGAUGUUUUUCCCCUCCUCUCCCCUGUACUCCCUCAAAACCAUCUCCAGAGGGUCAACCCCACUCCACCCCCAAACAGUGGGUGAUGUGUUUUAUGGGGCUGCAGUGCAAGGCGGGAUUUGCCUGAAAUUAGAUGGAAGGAUCUUGUGUCAGUGGAGCUCUUGGUGGAGCAAGAGCCCUUCACCUGAUUUGGGUUGGUUUCCCUCCUCACACUGCAGCCUGGUACAUCACAACCCUUUCUUCCCCUCUGUACCUCCUAGAACCCCUCUCCAGAAGAUCAGGGAGCCCUGAACAAUGGGUGCUGUGUUAGAUAGGGCUGCAACAUGUGGGGGAAUCACCUGAAAUCCACUCACACCAGGUCCCUCCACCCCCUGCAGUCACAUGCCACCCAAUGUUGUGCCUCCUAACCCUCUAGAGAGGGUUUUGAGGGAGGUACAGGAGAGAGGAGGGAAAGGGAACCAUCUGUAUUAUGAACUGCCUUCUGCUUGUAUAACCAUUGAGUACACCCCUGUAUAAAUUUAUCAUAUCGACUGGUAUAACCAAUAUUUGUUCAUAUUGGUGGUGACACAGGUUGCACUUCUUUUUCAGAAAGAAUCGAAAGUGAUCACAAGAAGUAUACGUGUGGUCUUUGUGCAAGAUGAAUGAAGCAUGUAUCCAAAUGAGUCUGAAUGUCCCUUUAGGGCUACUCUGCAAGCCGCCAAGCCAGAAAGAACAAUCGUGGUCUGUGGUGUUCCAGAUGGUCUUCUAAAUGAUGACAUAAUGGCUGACAUACUAAUGAUUCAUUUUCAAAAGGCAAAGAAUAAGGGUGGAGAUGUGGAGGGCAUAGUCUAUCCAACAUCAACAAAAGGAGUGGCAUACAUAACAUUUGAAGAUGAACGAGUUGCAGAAAAUGUUCUCAAGAAAGGUGAACACGGCCUAGAGGACAAGAGGCUGCAUAGGGAUUAUCCCUUGAAAGUGUCAUCAUAUGGAAAAAGUAUUUUUACCUGCAUAACAUGUGUCCUCAAUUUGUCCCCUUUGGGAGAAAAAUACAGCUUGGAAGAUGUGGUGCAAGACCUCAAGAAGAACCUUCCAAAUUUGAGCUUUGGGCCAUUACACCCUACUGGGCAAAUAAGAGUACAGGGUCCCUUUUUGGCCAUGAGUAGGCUCCAAAAUAGUAUUUUAUUAAAAAUCAAGCAUUCCCUUUCAGAACAACAUGUUACAAGAAAACAAAGAAGACCAGACCACAGGCCUAGUUUAAAAUGGGUAAGCGAUGGAUUAUCCUCAGAGCUAAGAAAUAAUUUUGUACAAAAUCCAAACAAGGAGGGACUAAUUGUUGCCCUUGACACUGAUACAUAUCGCUACAUGAAAAAAUUCAAAGACAAGUUAUACCAAGAUUGUCUAGAAAAAUGUGGUGUUAUUAGUUAUGCAUCUGUAGACGGAGACAUUACUACCAUAUAUCUAGACAGUGACAACACAAGGCCGGGUCCCAGCCAGUUAGAACAAGCAAAAAACUUGGUCGAAAGUUUGUUGGCAGAAUUGUAUUGCUUUCUGCGUAAAGAAAGGUUGUCUCAAGAAGGGUCCAACAGAACUGAGAAACGGAAAUGUGAGCGUGCGUGUGAGAUUGUAAGCAGCCAGUACCCAAAUAUUCUGAUUAUACCAUACUCAACUCACAUUGAUAUUAUAGGAUCCUCCUCAGAUGUUUAUGAGUUUGCAACACAAGUAAAUAAAAUGGUGGGGAAUUUCCAAAAAGAAGCUUGGAGAUAGGCAGUUGGUUUGAUUUCUGAGGGCAUACCUAGAUUUUCUGCUUGAUGUGGAGGUUACCACCAAAAAAGGGAGCCUUCUGAUCCAUUCUGUGCUUUAUGCACAUUUGAUUGUGACUUGAGGGGUAUUCACACGUUACUCUGUACCCAGGUAGAAGCCCCCUGUACCUGGGUACAGCUGCUCGUGAGAAAGAGUGUACACUUGGUGACUUCAAAAAUCACCACGUGUACAGUUACCUUGAAAAAAGCCAUCUUCUGCUCACGUGGUGAUUCUCCCUGCAUGCUGUCCCUGUGGAGAUGAACGUGAGCAAUCAGUUUUUCUCCCCGGGGACAGCCUGAGCCUUGUUCCAGCAGCAGCAGCAACAGCCAAUCAGAAAUGGGCUGAAGAAAAACGUCAGUUGCUGGAGCCACGGAGAGGGAGUAGACUGUACACUCGUUGACUGUAACGUGUGAACAGGGCCUUGAUGUCAUUCUGUUAUGUGUUUCCCAAUCUGAUCCACGUCAUUGGCCAACAGAAGCAGGAAAAUGACAUGGAUAAGUGGGGAUAAGGAGGAAUAUGCAAGAACAUGACACAGCGCUCAUAUUUUUUUUGUGGAAGUACCAUGGUGACUACAAUGGCUAGUUCUGCCCUGAAAAUAAAGUGUGAACUGAAACAUCUUGACGACAAUGAAUGGUCAACAGAAGUGAUGAAAGUGGUACAAAAUUGCAGAUAUGACUUUUUCUAUGUUUCCUACAGGACCUGAACACAUUUUAUUCAAUCACUUAAUGAGGCAGAUUUGCUUUAUUAAAGUUUUUUCCUCUCCUAGUCUUUUACUCUGGUCAAAAUGACUCAGCAUUCUCAGAAUGUUACUGUUCAGUUGUGAGCUUUCUAGUGCCGGUAAUACAAGAUGAUGUAGCAGUGGAAGUGUGGACAGCUAGAGCCAUUUUUUCUAUUCAUGUGCAGUGAAUUUCUUUGUUAUGUAUGUAGCUCAGUUUCACUGGAUUAAAGCUGGCUUUAUCAGU
This is a messenger RNA of Rhineura floridana, 5928 nucleotides long. It is a transcript of the gene RBM43, whose product is annotated as RNA binding motif protein 43. NCBI's taxonomy places the organism in Eukaryota, Metazoa, Chordata, Lepidosauria, Squamata, Rhineuridae. Bases 3836 to 4930 code for a protein of 364 amino acids. Gene Ontology annotation, molecular function: RNA binding. The record is from RefSeq and is a predicted model, not a curated record. The transcript has 4 exons.